AUGAUGGAGAGAGAGAGGUCUGCAGCUCAAGCGUGGCUCUGCCGAGCAGUUCGUGACGGACCACUGGCUCAUUGUGCACUCGUGUCUGGUCAUGUAGCUUCUAUAUUGAAGUACGUCCCGCAGCAUUGUCGGGCAUCCCUGGAUAGCAGGAUUGUUGGCACAGGACCUCAGAACGUCUGUAUAACAAGCACUCGUUGCAAGCACGGACAUGACAAGCCACAGUGA
Molecule: messenger RNA, 225 nt
Organism: Peronospora matthiolae
Lineage: Eukaryota; Oomycota; Peronosporomycetes; Peronosporales; Peronosporaceae
Source: the annotation of a GenBank genome assembly